UCGCGGACCUUGGGGUGCACAGAGUUGGUCCAUCGGUGUCUGCGGGGUGGCAGCGUCCCUGUGGGUCGCGGGCACAGACGUAGCCCUCAACAUCCUUGACUUCCAUCUGAAUACAUUCUAGUUCAUCCAAUGUUACAUCAUCAGGAUAACAGAUAUGGAGAUCUCUACCAGGAUUUGGAGAAUAGUUUCAAUGGGCACUAAAGUUCUGGACUAGGUUUGUUAAGAAAGGUAGAUGGACUAUAAGGCAAUUGCACAACAAACUGCUGAAGAAGUUUUAGCUUACGCUCAAGAUAUAUCUGGCUGGAAAGUAGUUAAAUCUUCAUUAAUUUAUUUCUGGAUUUUAUUCCCCUUUGAGAAAAAGAUAACUGUUUCCAGCAAGACCUCUAGAAUAUUCCUCGGAAAUCUAUAUCGUAUUGAAGGAAUAAUUCCAGAAUCAACAGCUAAACUCUCCAAUUUCCUCUACCAACCUGAGAACAGAGUUACAUGGGACAAAUCAUUGAAAGGAUACAAUGUAGUACACAAGAUUGAUUCGGACACAUUUAUAUGCCAUACCAUUACACAAAGUUUUGCCAUGGGCUCAAUUUCCCCUAGAGAUUUUGUCGACGUAGUAUACAUCAAGCACUAUGAAGGGAAUAUCGACAUUGUCUGUACUAAGAGUGUGGACUUCCCAGGAUACCCCCCAUCAUCACAUUAUAUCCGUGGCUAUAAUCAUCCUUCUGGCUACGUAUGUUCACCUCUCAGAGAAAACCCAGCAUAUUCCAAGCUAGUGAUGUUUGUCCAGACAGAAAUGAAAGGAAAACUGCCUCCAUCGAUAAUUGAAAAAUCUAUGCCUUCCAACUUACUGAGCUUCUUCCUCAAUGCAAAAGAUGGUGUGAAGGCACAUGGAAUUCCAUCAAUACGUGGAUGUUACAAUGGGCACUCAUCAGUGUACAGAAAGAAAUAAACCAUUCUGCCAUUAAACCAUAGAGAUUUCAGACCACACAGACUGCUAGUAAGUGUAGUUUGUUACUGCAGACUACUUCUAAGUCAAUAUGCAUACAUUUGUUAUAUAUCUCUAGACAUUCUUGUACAGAGGACUUGAAAUAUUUUGUCAAAAUAAGAACUCCAUUGUACAAGAAAACUCCAUUAAAUACAGUUUUUAAUCUCACAUGACAUUAAAUAAUGUGCUAUUAAUACACUUUGCCCACCUGAAUAUGCUCCAUAUUCAAAUCAUAAACAAGCAUGUAUAGUCAGCAGUCAGCAUUAAUUAGAAAUUAAUUAUCUGGGGAUGAUGGCAAGUACCUGUAGCCCUGGCACUGGAGAGAUUGAGAUGGGCCAGCAGAAUGAGACUGGCCUGAGCUACACAGAAAGACCCUAUCUCAAAAAUAAAUAAAAAGUAUAUUUUAAA
Molecule: messenger RNA, 1387 nt
Organism: Mesocricetus auratus (golden hamster)
Lineage: Eukaryota; Metazoa; Chordata; Mammalia; Rodentia; Cricetidae
Gene: Stard6
Product: StAR related lipid transfer domain containing 6
Exons: 9
Coding region: 233-943 (236 amino acids)
Molecular function (GO): lipid binding
Source: RefSeq, a predicted model, not a curated record